Messenger RNA from Linum trigynum, 1396 nucleotides. The record is from the annotation of a GenBank genome assembly. Lineage: Eukaryota; Viridiplantae; Streptophyta; Magnoliopsida; Malpighiales; Linaceae.
GUUUAUUUCUGAAGCAAUUGGCAGGAGACCAGCCUAGUGGUUAUAUCCGUGGAGUGGGUAAUAUUUUGACUGAUACGUCAAAAGUUCGAAACUCAACAAGGUUACAUUUUUUAGUCUCGUUUUUCAACAGAAGGAAGGUGGCAGCAGGUAAUUUAAUGGAAAUUAGAGGGUUAUUUUGGUCAUUUUAAGAGUCCGAGUGUGUAAACACGUUUUUGGAGGCCUAACCUAACCCUAGCCGCUCACUCGUUCCUCCUUCUCCUCUUCUCUUCCAUUUUUGAUCUGAAACCCGAGAGAAAAGCAAGAGAGAGCCAAAAUCCUAGACCAGACUCAAACCGCCGGUCUUCCCCCACCUCUCUGCUUCUCUUCCGAUUCUUCCCCUUUUCACCUCUCUACCUGCCUCUCUAUGUUUCUCUCUUUCUCUCCGUUCCUGGUAAUGACGGGAAGAAAGGAAGAAAGGAAACGCCGACGAUUGAGGACAGCGGCGACGACCAAGGUCUGAGGUAGGUGUUUUCGGGUUUGCAUGUCAUCUUCUCAAGUAUUUUUUGUCGAUUUAGAGUUCUGAUUGUCUAUUUCUUCGGUUUUUCUAGGUUUUUGGCAAAUGCGCGGACCAUGGGGGAAAAUGGAGGCGGUUUGCUAGGCGAAGGGAGUCUCCGGCGGCGACAGGCGGCGGAGGAGCAGAGAGAAGGAAGGGCGGCGACUGACGGUCUAUUGACAGGACGGGAGAGAUGGAAGCAGUCGGAUCCGAGUGGGAUGAGAGCUCGCCGCAGGCGAAUACAGGCGGUGUCGCGGGCGGCUUUUACCGCAGAGGAAGUUUUGACUUCAGGUUGAGUAAGAGGUGGAAGAAGAAGAAAUAAAAUUAGAAAGGGGAAAGAAGGUGACAGUAUGAAGAAGAGGGUGAGGGAAUGUUUGUCUUUGUUUUUCUAUUUUGUUUAAUUAUUUUCGGCUUCUCUUUUCUGUUUGGUAUUUUGAGGAAGAGGAGGAAGGAGCAGAGAAAGAGUAGAAGAAAGAGCAAGAAGGAAGGAAGCUUUAUUCUUCAGUGAAUGUUCUUGUUGUCUCCCCCCUUUUCAAGAGCUGAAGGGCUCUUUUUAUAGUAAAAAAACUGCAGAGGUGGCACCAUAUAAUUGGCUUUGAGGGUAUGUAGGAGCCGCCCUCUAGUGGUAAGUAGGUUGUAGAUUGGGUUGGAUCGAACCGGCUUGGUUCAGAUGGUAUGGGUUGAGUUGGAGGCUUUGGGUUUUGACCCAGAUUGACUUUUGGUUUAAAUUGAGCCUGACUUCUUUUAUUGUGUGGUGUAAUUAGUGUUAUGUAAUGGUAGUUUAGCAAUGUAAUUAUUGUGUAUGGUAAUAAUUAUUGUGGUUAUUUAGCAUUCUAUUUAUUUUAAUAAAAUUGUUGACUUAAC